This is a messenger RNA of Suillus paluster, 2123 nucleotides long. RefSeq names its product WD40-repeat-containing domain protein. Lineage: Eukaryota; Fungi; Basidiomycota; Agaricomycetes; Boletales; Suillaceae. The record is from RefSeq and is a predicted model, not a curated record. The transcript is spliced from 7 exons. Gene Ontology annotation, molecular function: protein binding. Bases 1 to 1794 code for a protein of 597 amino acids.
AUGUCGCAGCUCAUUCCAAGCACCACACCCCUUCGACUGUUCAAGGGUCAUGAGAGACCUGUAUGUGCUGCAGCAGUUUUACCCGAUAGACUACGUAUGGUCACGGCCUCGGACGACAAGACUCUUCGUCUGUGGAAUUUGAGGACAGGUGUUUUGUUGAAGAAGAUGGAGGGACAUCGCGCCGAAGUGAACGAAUUAGCGGUAUCACGAGAUGGGCAGAUAAUAGCAAGCGGUGAUGACAAGGGAGAGGUCAUUGCCUGGCACGGAGACACUGGGGAACCUCUCACCCAACUUAUCAAAGCCGACUCUGGACGGAUCUGGGCGUUGGACUUUUCUCCCGAUUGUGCAGUGCUAGCCACCGGUUCGACAGAUGGAACGACGAAACUAUGGAGCACGAAAACAUGGCAAAUUCAAGGGAAUCCAAUAGAGUGUGGUGAUUAUGACAAUAUCUUCUGCAUUCGGUAUAUACCAUCUGGCAAACUUUUUGCCAUCGCAACAGAGGGCAAUAUCGAAAUCUAUAAUUCAGAUGCCAGCAAACGCGUCGCAAACUUUGAGGGUCACACAGCAAGCAACCAGUCACUCGCGUGGACGCCCGACGGCAUGCGCCUUCUCUCAGCGGGCGGUGACGACGAUCCAACCAUACGGGAGUGGGAUACAUCCACCUGGAAGCAGGUCGGUGAUCCCUGGACGGGCCACACUAGACGUAUCUCUGCCAUUGUCAUUCAUCCUGCGGGUACCCACCUCGCUUCCGCAUCUCGUGAUAACCAUGUCCGUCUUUGGCAACUUUCAGAUCGAUGCACCAUCGCCAUAUUCCAGCACUCAGCCUCGUCGCUAUGCGCCACUUUCUCUAUAGACGGCACGCACAUCUUCAGCGGAGGUCGUGAUAAUAUGAUCUCAGAGUGGGAAUUACCCAAGGACGCUUGGCCAAAGGAGGCGCCCGAGAUGCUGGCGUCAAAGGCUCAAGAAUCAGAUUCGAAGGCACGUUUUCAUCCUUCACUCGUAAACGUAAUUCGAGCUUGUUUCAUGCAGAUCUUCACCAUCACCACAACCACCCAGACGGCAUGCAUCACAGGGGACUUAUCUUCAGCUGAAAAGAUACUUACGCAAGAGAUCGAUGCCGAUGCCAAUAACAAUACAUCCUACGCCAACCGCUCGCUGGUUAUGGCACGACAACUCGAGUGGGACCGCGCACUGCAAGAUGCAAUCAAGUCCCUGAGCUUACGUCCCUCGUUGUCGGGCUAUGUUGCGAAAGGUAUCGCCCUCUGUGGGAAACAACAGCUCUUGGACGCGAUGAAAGCAUUCGACCUCGCAUUCACGUUCACGGACGGAUAUUCAAAGACGGCUCAUUUCCUUUUCUUGAUCAAGGCCAUCGCAUUAUUCAAUGCAAAUCACUCUGAAGAGGCAAUUCUACCCAUCCAAGAACUAAGUGCCCGUCCCAAUCCCGAUCCUCUCGCAUCUCGUGUUGUGGAAGCGUAUUUGCGAGUCCAGCUGGGAACCAUUGCCAUGGAUGGCGCCCUUCACAAAGAAGCUGUUGACCACUUCACAGCGGCUGUUAACGCUGGUGCUUUCUUUGCUACAUUGGACAUUCAUUCUAUGUACGAGGACUUUGUCGUGCUUUUCGGCUGGGACCUCAAGUCCUUGUGGCAAGUUGCAAACCAGCAACGCUACCACGCACUCUUUCGGUCAGGUAAAUUUGGAACAGCCCUUGAAGCGUACCGAUACAUGAUGGACAUGAGCGACGAGGCCACGAAGGCUAUCUUCCUUGCUUGGAUCAAUACCCUCGACGAAGAAUGAUACCAUCAUAGCGAGCGGUCCUUGAAAGUUGGAACAGAGAAUCUUUGCGCCGUUCUGAUUUGUACCUUGACUUUACACAGAUCCCGCCCCUUGUUCGUAUCGUAUGCUAGCUCAUAAUACAAGAUUGAUAGGUCCCUCGAACGCUACUGCAAAGCUCACUAUACAAUGAGCCCCACUCCCCCACCUGCUCUCUUCAGAUCCUUCGACCACCCCGCCGUCUCAGUGACAGUCGCCUUCAAACUCUCAAUCUUAGCCGUCAGCAUCUCAAUCGCAUCCAACCCCAUUGGCAACCGCUGCGGGAUCUUUUCCCCCUGUACGACCUGAUAAAC